ACUACUACUCUGUCCUUUAAUAAUGGCUUCUUCGAGUACUAGUACUGGGUUUCUCUCGUACUUCUUCUUUUCUUUCUUAUUGCUCUGCUCGCUUUCGUUUUCUAUUGAUGUUUCGCAUGAUGGAAGAGCUAUCACGAUUAAUGGCGAACGCAAAAUCUUAAUAUCCGGUUCUAUCCAUUAUCCUCGAAGUACUCCUGAAAUGUGGCCAUCCUUGAUCAGAAAAGCAAAAGAGGGCGGCAUAGACACAAUUGAGACUUACAUUUUCUGGAGUGCCCACGAACCUCUAUAUCGUCAGUAUGAUUUCUCAGGAAAUCGUGACAUCGUAAGGUUUAUCAAAACCAUCCAAAAUGAAGGGCUUAAUGCCGUUCUUAGGAUUGGACCCUAUGUUUGUGCAGAGUGGAAUUACGGAGGAUUUCCUGUUUGGUUGCACAACAUUCCGGGCAUUGAGCUGAGGACAAACAAUCCUGCGUAUAUGAAUGAGAUGUCCAUUUUCACAACGAAAAUUGUGGACAUGAUGAUGCAUGAGAAUCUCUUUGCCUCACAAGGUGGACCCAUAAUUAUUGCUCAGAUUGAAAACGAGUUUGGGAACGUUAUGGGCCCGUAUGGAGAAGGUGGAAAAGAAUACAUUAAGUGGUGUGCUGAUUUGGCUGAAUCUUACGGCAUUGGUAUUCCAUGGAUUAUGUGUCAGCAGGCGGAUGCUCCACCUCCAAUGAUUAAUACUUGCAAUGGAUGGUAUUGUGACGAAUUCAAGCCUAACAGCCCCACGAGUCCUAAAAUGUGGACUGAGAAUUGGACUGGCUGGUUCAAGGGCUGGGGUCUGGCGGACCCACACAGAACUGCUGAAGAUGUUGCUUAUGCUGUUGCACGGUUUUUCCAAUUUGGUGGCACUUUCCAGAACUAUUACAUGUACCAUGGUGGCACAAAUUUUGGUCGCACAUCAGGGGGUCCAUAUAUCUCUACAUCGUAUGAUUACGAUGCACCAUUAGAUGAAUAUGGUAAUUUGAACCAGCCAAAGUGGGGACAUUUAAAACAACUCCAUGUCAUUCUUAAAUCGUUGGAGAAGGUUCUAACUUACGGUUCUGUGAAAAAUGUGGAAUAUGGAAUUAAUACGACGGUCACCACCUUCACUUUGGAAGGAAAAUCAAGCUGUUUCUUCGGAAAUAAGGAUGAUAAAGAAGAUGCAACCAUAAACUUCCAGAACAAUACGUAUACCAUACCAGCUUGGUCUGUUAGUAUACUUCCUGAUUGCCAUACUGAAGUGUACAACACUGCUAAGGUUAACACUCAAACAUCAAUAAUGGUGAAGAAGGAUAACGAUGGCAAUGACUACGAAGAACCUUACGGAUUGAAAUGGGAAUGGAGAAAAGAGAACCCUUCGCAUGUCAAGAGAAACGGUCUCGUUGAAGGUAGCCUAAUGGCUGCUGAACGACUCUUGGACCAAAAGGUUGUCACUAACGAUACCAGUGAUUAUCUCUGGUAUAUCACCAGUUUCCACGUCAAGAAGGACAACCCGCUUUAUGGUAGAGAGACAAUGCUAAGAGUGAAUACCAGUGGACAUAUAAUUCAUGCAUUCGUCAACAAAAGACAUGUUGGAUCUCAAUUUGCCGAAAAUGGAAAUUACAAAUUCACUUUUGAGAGAAAAAUCAAACUGAAGCUUGGGAGGAAUGACAUAGCCUUGCUUAGUGCCUCAGUUGGAUUGCCAAAUUAUGGCGCAAACUUUGAUUGGCCGCUUGGUAUUUCUGGCCCGGUUCAUGUGACUGCGAAAGUGAUAACAAAUGAGCUUAGCAGAAAAAUUAGUUCUAAGAAGAUAAUCACUCAGAAUAUUACAACAGAACUGGAUUACAAUAAAUGGACGUACAAGGUUGGGUUGCACGGAGAGCAACAGAAACUACACGAUCCUAGUGUCACACAUUACGGGAAGUGGUCUCAACGUGCUCUCCCGACAAAUGAGAUGUUUGUUUGGUACAAGACAACCUUUGCAGCUCCACUGGGGAGUGAUCCAGUGGUGGUGGAUUUGAGGGGUCUGGGCAAGGGACAGGCUUGGGUAAAUGGCCACAGCCUUGGAAGGUAUUGGCCAAGUUACCUUGCUAAAGAAGAUGGGUGUUCUCUUACAUCAUGUGACUAUCGUGGACCAUACAGUGACAAGAAGUGCAUGACUAAUUGUGGGAGAUCUUCUCAACGAUGGUACCAUGUGCCACGAUCUUUUCUCAAUGACGACGAGAACACAUUGAUUUUGUUUGAAGAGUUUGGAGGAAAUCCUUGGAACGUUAAAUUCCAGACAGUCACUGUUGGGAGCGCUUGUGCAAAUGCUUAUGAAGGGAACACCUUGGAAUUAUCAUGCCAAGGAGAAGGUGUUAUCUCCAGUGUCAGAUUUGCUAGUUUUGGUGAACCAGUGGGUGCUUGUGGUUCUUUCCAAGCUGGCCAAUGCGAGUCUCCUAAUGCUUUGUCGGUCAUCGAAAAGGCGUGUGUUGGCCAAAAUAGUUGCUCCAUUGAUGUCUCGGAAAGUAACCUUGGAUCUACUGGUUGCCAAGCAACGAAAAGGCUUGCCGUUGAAGUUGUUUGUUAAUAAUUCAUCUUUCCUAGCUAAGUCUAGAUUUUAUCGAUUCAUUGUCAGUCAGGUAGGAGCUAUGUACGUACACGUACAUUUAUU
This is a messenger RNA of Juglans microcarpa x Juglans regia, 2650 nucleotides long. RefSeq names its product beta-galactosidase 15-like. Gene Ontology annotation, biological process: carbohydrate metabolic process. Gene Ontology annotation, molecular function: beta-galactosidase activity; carbohydrate binding. The record is from RefSeq and is a predicted model, not a curated record. Gene Ontology annotation, cellular component: vacuole; cell wall. Lineage: Eukaryota; Viridiplantae; Streptophyta; Magnoliopsida; Fagales; Juglandaceae.